Molecule: messenger RNA, 3768 nt
Organism: Betta splendens (Siamese fighting fish)
Lineage: Eukaryota; Metazoa; Chordata; Actinopteri; Anabantiformes; Osphronemidae
Gene: osbpl1a
Product: oxysterol binding protein-like 1A
Exons: 29
Coding region: 123-3035 (970 amino acids)
Cellular component (GO): cytosol; intracellular membrane-bounded organelle; membrane
Molecular function (GO): protein binding; cholesterol binding
Source: RefSeq, a predicted model, not a curated record
UCAGUGGUGUCAGAUGCCAGAAACUGCAAAUGAGGCUACGGAAGGACACAUAAAGGCAGACGAACAUAUGAGGCACCAGCAGAGCCAGGCUGCAUGUGAGCGUAAACUGCUUCCAGGCCGUGAUGGAGGAGCUGGAGCCAGAGGAGCAGUUCCUUCGCUGCGCCCGCAACGGCGACCUGCCUGGGAUUCAGAGGCUGCUUCGGGCGGUGGCUAAAGAGGAGACGCGGAUAAACAUUAACUGCAAAGGUAAAAGCAAGUCCAACCUCAGCUGGACGCCGCUUCACUUGGCCUGUUACUUCGGACACACGCAUGUGGUGGAGGAGCUGCUGAAGGUUGGCGCAGACGUCAACUUGCCCAACAACGUGGGAGACACGCCGCUGCACAAAGCCGCCUUCACGGGAAGAAAGGAGGUUGUCAUGCUGCUGCUGCACUAUGAUGCAUGUGCUACUGUCAUCAAUGGGACAGCACAGAUUCCCAAAGAUGUCACGCAAAAUGCAGAGAUCAGAGGCAUGCUGGAAGCGGCUGAAAGAACAGAGGAGAGGAAACUGGAGGAGAAGCUUUUGGAAGCUGCACGGGAAGGAGACCUUCCAGCGCUAAUUCAGCUGCUCAGCAGGAAGAAGCCUCCAGACAUCAGCUGCACAGAUCUACUGGGUAACACUCCGCUGCACUGUGCGGCCUAUCGGGGCCAGAAGCAGUGUGCCCUGAAGCUGCUCAAGAGCGGAGCCAGCCCCAACAUCAAGAACAAGAAUGGCCAGACCGUGUUUGACCUGGCCAGCGACACGGCGAUGAAGCAGGCCCUCGAAGGCAACGCUCAUCGAGUGUUGACCCGACAUGUGAAGAAACACGAGGGACAGCUCUGGAAGAGCUCCCGGUUCUUCGGCUGGCGCUGCUACUGGGUCGUCCUGCAGGACGGGGUCGUGUCCUGGUACUCCAAACAGUCAGACGCUGUGACCGGUGGCAGGAGGCAAGGCUGUAAGUCCCUGACGCACUCCCACUGCAUGAUCCGAGCCAAAGAUAGCUGCUUUUUCACCCUCAAGUGCUUCGACGACAGCGUGCAUCACUUCAAAGUGUCACCUAAAAACAAUCCCGAGGCAACGAGAAAAGCUUGGCUGGACGCCCUGGAGGAGCACACAGCUUUCAGCACACACUACUGCUCGCAGGAGCAGGGCAGCGAGGAGGAGGAGGAGGACGUGGAAGUGAUGUCACUCGGGGAGCUGACCGACUCGCUACAGGCGGCGGAGACGAGCCAGAAGAAGCUGGAGCUUGAGGUGGCGGCGUUCCUGUCGGCGCUGCAACACGACAGGCUGGCAGAAAGCUUUCCAUCCGCCGUGCUUCAGAGAAUGCAGGCUAUCUGCGCGUUGUCCAGCGAGACCAGUUCCAAUCUCGGUGUCUGUCUCAGCUGUCUCUCCCGGCAGGAAGGGGUGCGCCGCCUGAAAUUGGAGCAGGAGCUGGAGAAGAAUAAGAUCCUCUCUGAAGCCCUGCAGACUUUGGCCACAGAGCACCACGAACUCGAGCAAUCCGUCGUCAAGGGAUCUUCGCCGCGGAGCGCCCUCAGCGAGGAUGAGUUCCACGACGCUGUGUCUGACACGGACUCUGAGCUCUCCCUGAGCGGCUUCGAGACGGUGGUGAGCCAGUCGGAGGAGGAGGACGAGGACGAAGGCUCUGUCAUGUUAAGCAGCCCUUGCAGCAGCCCCACCAGCAUGUUGCAGGAGGAUCACCAUGGCGACAAGGAGGAGACGCAGCCCAACGGAAUCACAAAGCAUAGGACCAGCUUACCAGCACCGAUGUUCUCCAGGAAUGACUUCAGUAUCUGGAGCAUCCUGAGGAACUGCAUUGGGAUGGAACUCUCCAAGAUCACAAUGCCGGUGAUUUUCAACGAGCCGCUCAGUUUCCUGCAGCGUCUGACAGAGUACAUGGAGCACACGUACCUCAUCCAGCAGGCGAAUGCCUCCUCAGACUCUGCUGAGCGAAUGAAGUGUGUGGCCGCGUUCGCCGUGUCUGCCGUGGCCUCCCAGUGGGAGCGGACGGGUAAACCGUUCAACCCCCUGCUGGGAGAAACCUACGAGCUGGUCAGAGACGAUCUGGGCUUCAGGCUCAUAUCGGAGCAGGUGAGCCACCACCCCCCGGUCAGCGCCUUCCACGCCGAGGGCCUCAAGCAGGACUUUGUUUUUCACGGAUCCAUUUACCCCAAACUCAAAUUCUGGGGCAAGAGUGUGGAAGCUGAGCCGAAGGGCACCAUCACGCUGGAGCUUCCCAAGUACAAUGAAGCCUACACGUGGACUAAUCCCACAUGUUGCGUUCACAACAUUAUCGUGGGGCAGCUGUGGAUUGAGCAGUACGGAAACAUGGAGGUGAUCAACCACAGAACUGGAGAAAAGUGCUGCCUGAAUUUCAAACCGUGCGGCCUCUUCGGCAAAGAGCUCCACAAGGUGGAAGGGUACAUCCUGGAUAAAAGCAAAAAGAAGCUGUGCGCGCUCUAUGGGAAGUGGACCGAGUGUCUGUAUGUGGUGGACCCCGGCGCCUUCGAAGCGCAUAAGAAAAGUGAUAAAAAGGGGACGGAGGAGAAAAAAGGUAGCAAAGCGGGUUGCAGUGGCGAUCAGGAGGAGGCUCCUUCACCAGCUGCAGACACCGUGGAGGUGAUUCCUGGCAGCCAGCUGCUGUGGAGAAUCGCUCCCAGACCGGCCAACUCUGCCCAGAUGUACAGCUUCACAUCCUUUGCGAUGCAGCUGAACGAGCUGCGCAAGGAGAUGGAGGGAGCCAUUCCUCCGACCGACUGCAGGCUGAGGCCCGACAUACGCGCCAUGGAGAAUGGUGACAUUGACCUGGCCAGCGAGGAGAAGAAACGGCUGGAAGAGAAGCAGAGGGCUGCUUGCAAGAACCGCUCCAAGUCCGACGAAGAGUGGAAGACGAGGAGUCCUUCCCUGGGACCAAGGUGGUUUCAACAGGGGCAAAACCCUCACACCAGCUCCCAGGACUGGCUGUUCUCUGGCGGAUACUGGGAAAGGAAGUACGGCCAGAUGCCCGACAUCUACUGAUGUCUGCCUCCUGCGUGGAGGCGUGGACGCCGCACGGCCUCCUCUACGUGGAGGACGCCGUGGUCACACUUUACAGGGGGAGGGUAGACUUCAACCGCAUGGCCUUAAUCCACUUUAUGCACAGUUCUACUGUCAUAAACAAUGUGUAAACAGAAAAUGUGAAGUAGUUUGACGGCGAGGGGGGAUGUUUGGUUUUGAGUAGAGAGGCACUAAAACACAGGGGGUCAUGGUUUUAGUAGGUUCUUAUUUAAACAUUCCCAGUGUUUUGAGUUUAAAUGUAUAUUUGUACAUACACUUUCCACACAGUCUGGAUGACGUCAUCAUUUUGCUCUCGUUUCCUCUGAACUCAAACCACUAAAUGUCCAUUAAUACGAGGACAGCGUUGAUGUAAACUCUCCCGGUGUUCCCUACUUUAGGCGCAGAGUGACCCACGUGUGGUUUGGAUUUGUCAUUUGUCUUUUUGUCUGUUGUGCUCCGUUCAUCAUAAAACAAGACGAGUGAUUUAUUAAUACUUUUUCUAUAAUUGUUCGGGGACCAAAAGGUCUCGUAACGCAUAAAACAAAUUCAUUUUAACGCACUUUGCUUCCAUGAAGAGCAUUAAAAGUACUUCAUGGCACAUCUACAGUAAAUAAACUUUCAUAUAUUCAUGUAUGUUUUUACCAUCUACGUGCAGUAUGUGACAUUUAAAACACCUUUCAGAGGAAUCUAGAAAAUAAAGUGCUGUGAUCAAAUA